UUGUGUCCGUGGGGACAUGUGGAUUUUAGACGUUUUGGACACGACAGUGAACCACUGGUGGAGGUUUUAAAUAUUUGUCCCAAACCUAAACGGACAUUCAGCAGCGUCGCUACAGACAUGAACUGGUUGGACGACAUGAUGACGUGGAGCCUGUGGGUUUUUCUGCCUCCGCUGUACUUUGUUGGCACUGCUGCUGGACUCUGGGUGGUUUACUUUACUGCUGUCAAAAAUGAAGAUAUAGUCCCCUUGACCUCACAAUACAGAAGAGUGGUAAAUAGUUCCAUAUACUUUCCUUACAUUAGUGUUGCAGGAAAUUCCCCACCAGCGAGCUGUAUUUUCAGUCAAGUUAUGAACCUGGCAGCCUUUGCAGGAUUCAUCAUUGCCGUGCUUCGGUACCUCCAGAUCAAAUAUACAAUUGGCAAAUCUUGGCUAAACAUCGGAAGUGUGAUAGCGUGUUCUGUCAGCUGCUUUGGCAUGACGCUGGUGGGAAACUUCCAGAUAUUCAGUGAGGAAACGAUUCACAACACAGGCACCCUGAUGGUGUUUGGGAUGGGAACACUGUUCUGCUGGAUGCAGAGUUUUAUGACACUGUGUGAAGGAAAGAAGUUCGCCGUCUUCCGUUUCUUGUUGUCUGCAUCCAUCACUGCCUGCAUCAUAAUUCAUUCCUCCAUGAUUGCUGUGCACCUUCACAUGCACGGGGCUCGCAGCCAGUGGGCACUGGUCAUGUUCCUCCUCAUGUUCAUCGCCACUUUUGCUGUUGAGUUUCGUCACUGUCACUUUGACUUAAUAUGUAGAGAUGACUCCAGGUGUUCCAUCAUCCCACCGCAAACCUUCUCUGAAAUGCGUCAGACACACGAUUGGUCAAACACUAACACGUGAUCAGGUUUAGGAACGACACAGACAAAUGAAUCUGUGCUGUCAACAUACUUUAAGAACAACAUGGAAUUCCAUUUGCUGAAUGUACUUUUAACUGAGUAUCAUGACCAAAAACUCCUAAUAUGAGUCAUCACAGAAAAUUACAAUAAUAUAAGACAUUGAUCCUAAAACAUUUGUCUAAAGUCGGUCUCCCAGGACAGAUUUUUGAGCCCGGUUACCUUCCCAAGUCCAAAAAAAUUUACAAAAUUGGGCGGGAUGUAUGACAAUAGCAGACUAAAGUUGUGUGUCAUAUGAGUCUGCAGCAGAUUGCUGCAGACUCCACACACAUUUGAAUGUGGCCCACGAAACGAGAGCUUCUGGUCACGUGCACAAUGGUACUGUGGUCUAAUGUCUGCAGUUACAGUGGGGAAAAUAAGUAUUUGACCCCCUGUCGGUUUUGCAGGUUUUCCCACCUACAAAGAAUGUAGAGGUCUGUAAUUUUUAUCGUAGGUUCACUUCAACUGUGAGACAAAA
Messenger RNA from Thalassophryne amazonica, 1389 nucleotides. RefSeq names its product transmembrane protein 150C (gene tmem150c). Bases 118 to 879 code for a protein of 253 amino acids. The record is from RefSeq and is a predicted model, not a curated record. NCBI's taxonomy places the organism in Eukaryota, Metazoa, Chordata, Actinopteri, Batrachoidiformes, Batrachoididae. The transcript is spliced from 8 exons.